Messenger RNA from Ipomoea nil (Japanese morning glory), 1152 nucleotides. RefSeq names its product probable pectinesterase/pectinesterase inhibitor 51. Gene Ontology annotation, biological process: cell wall modification. NCBI's taxonomy places the organism in Eukaryota, Viridiplantae, Streptophyta, Magnoliopsida, Solanales, Convolvulaceae. The record is from RefSeq and is a predicted model, not a curated record. Bases 1 to 1152 code for a protein of 383 amino acids. Gene Ontology annotation, molecular function: pectinesterase inhibitor activity; pectinesterase activity. The transcript has 4 exons.
AUGCAUGCUCUGGCUCGCCAUAUCUCCGCUGCACCCUGGACAAUUUCACCUGUGACAGCCGCUGCUCCGGUUUUUCCUCUACCCGAACCUGUGUCUCUCGCAUCUUCUCACAAUGUGGUAUUUCCCGUAUCUUCUGCUUCUUUAGACACUGUGCCCUAUCUAUCUUUAUCUAGAAAAAUUGAUUUUAGUGUUUCUUUGCCUUAUCAAUUUGUGUCUACCGUAUCUCAUGAUAAUUUUAGCGUACAAAAUCUGCUUUUACCUGGUGAUCCAUAUGAUCCUUUAACUCACAAUUUACCUAGAAGUACUGAAAAUUUAGUAGCUUUGUCUGAUUUGGUGGAUUCCUUGCCUUCUACCUUUGUUAUUUGCAAUAUUGCCCAGCAUUUCUCUUCUGAACAUGUGCCCAUUUAUGUUUCACCUAACCAAGACUCGGUUCCCUUUAUCUUUGUACCUCUGUCUAAAACUUCCCGAAAGGGAAAGGAGAAACUGUCUGUUUCAGGUACUGCAGAAAAGAGGAAGGUGUCUCAUUUAGAUGAUGUGAAAACUCAAUCUGACCAUGUUGUCGGAGAUGGAUUCAUGGCGAGCAAUAUAACGUUUGAGAAUGUAGGAAUUGGUUACCAAGCAGUAGCUUUCCGAUCCGACGCGGAUCACACCAUGAUAGAAAGCUGCGAAUUCCUGGGAAAUCAAGACACCCUUUACGUGAAAUCCCUGCGCCAAUACUACAAAUCAUCAAGGCCAAUCGAGGCGGAGAAUGUGGAGAACAACGUGGUGUCAGCCCACGGCAGGAUCGACCCUGCCCAGACAAUUGGUUUCGUGUUCCAGAAUUGCUCCAUUAACGGCACGGAAGAGUACUAUAAGAAUCCCAGCGUGCACCAUAAUUAUCUUGGACGCCCCUGGAAGGAUUAUUCCAGGACGGUUUUCAUAAUGUGUAGCUUUGGGGAUAUUAUUUCCAAGGAUGGAUGGAUUCCAUGGCAGGAUGAUUAUGCUCUCACCACGCUUUAUUAUGGGGAAUUCCAGAAUAGGGGAGCUGGUGCCGACACAUCGGGGCGCGUCAAUUGGAGUAGUAUUAUUCCGGCACAGCAUGUUAACUCAUAUUCGGUUCCCAAUUUUAUCCAGGGGGAUAGAUGGAUUCCUAAAUCUGCAGUAGCCGGCUAA